Molecule: messenger RNA, 5346 nt
Organism: Camelina sativa (false flax)
Lineage: Eukaryota; Viridiplantae; Streptophyta; Magnoliopsida; Brassicales; Brassicaceae
Source: RefSeq, a predicted model, not a curated record
ACCACAUCAUUGCAUUUUUAUUAUUAUUCUUAUUCUUAUUAUUAUUAUUUUUCACAUCUGUCAUUAUAAGUUUUACAAAUUAUUUUUUAUUCUCAAGUUCUCCAAAUCCACAUGAUUGUUCAGAAAAUUAAAAACCACUAAUAAGUUUGGUUUGCUAUUUUUAUUCAAAGAUGAGUCCAUCAAAGUCUCUAAGUCAUUGAUUUCAUAAAUCCAAACUUAGUGCUGUCACAUCUUCUUUUCCAGUUUAUAUAUAUAAUAGAUCAAGAAGGAAACUUUCCAUAAUCAUAUCAUCGUCAACCAUGAGAAAAGUUUUGUUGUUGUUUCUUUGUGUUAUUGUUGUAACAAAUUCAAGUCUCAAUGUAGUUUUAGCACACGAGAUGGUCGUCACUCCUCCAAACACGAUCAAAGAUAUAGAGCCAUACAUCUCGAAUAGAGCUCUUGGGUUUGUAUUGAAAUUGGAAAACAAUUGUCCUAUAAGAGAACAACUAAGAUCAUUCUUUGAGAAGUUAAAGGAUCUCUUGAAGUUGGAAUCGUCUGUUACGCCACUGAUCGAGAACAAUGAAUCUGAUACAUUCAAGUUUGAUCUAAAAUCAAAAUCCGAAAAUCUCUUGCAAACGAUGUUUAUGCUUGGGAGAGGACUGUUGAGUUCAAGUGUAAGAAAGGAGAUAUUUGAAGUGAUGAAAUCCCUCACUGAAUUACAUGCUGCAAUUGGUAGAGUUAUUAUAGAGAAACAUAUAAAAGGUGACGAUGAUUCAAUGUCUCUUUCGGUGGAACAAAAGAAUGCGGUAGAAAACUCGAUAACUGAAUGGGAACAAACGAUUACCCGAAUCGUGAAGAUUGUUGUAGAAGUUAAAUCAAAAGGUUCAACUGAGGCUGCGGUGCAUGAAAGCAAUACUUCUGAACACAAAAAUGUUUCAAUGGAUAGUAACAUGGUGGAUACCAAUGGAGAAGAUUCAGAAUCCACUCAAGAAAAAGCAUAUGGCAUUAAAAGAAGUUAUGGAGGCGAUGUAUCAAUGGAGACUCAAGAAGGAAAUAAGGGAGAAGAUGUUAAAGAAGGUAAUUUUGUUUCUAAGAAUGACGAAACAAAAGUCAUUAAAGAUGAAAAUGCAAACUCUAAUAUUGAGAAGGAAAUAGAGGGACAAGGUGAAAAUUUGGGUGACUCGACCAAUGAUAAGAAUUUGGAAACUAAAGAAGAUGUCAAGUCUGAGGUACAAGCUAAAAAUGAUGGAAGUUCCGUGACAGAAAAUUUGGAAGAAGCUCAAAAAAACAACAGAGGUUCAACAAUGGAUAUGAAUUUGGAGAACAAAGGAAGUGGGGAUGAGGCUAAAGAUAAUAAAAUGGUAAAUGCUACAACAAAUGAUGAAGAUCAAAAGAUUGAAGAGACUCAAGAAAACAAUGGAGAAUUAGAGAAGGAUAAGAACUUGGAAAACAACGUAGGCAAUAAAAUUCUAAAGGGAAAUGGAUCAACAAAGAAGAACACAACUAAUGAAAUUUCUAUUGAAGAAAAGCGAGAAGAGACUCAAAAAAGUCAUGAAAUUUCUAUGAAAGAAAAGCAAGAAGAGACUCAAAGAAGUCAUGAAAUUUAUAUGAACAAAGAAACAAUCAAAGAUAAAAAUAAAAAUUUGAACAAAGAGAAGGGAACAAAUUUUCAAGGAGAAAGUAUUGAAGACUUAACAAAGGGUACAAUUUCGAAUGACAAAAAAAAUGUUACAUCAGAGGUAAAUUCUAAUGGUACAAAUGAGAGCUAUCAAGAGGAUCAAGGAAAUGCUGGAGUUUCAACAAAAGAUAAGAACCUAGGAGCUGAUGGGGAGAAAAAAUAUGAUAAAUCAGUAGAGGUUAUGAAAAACGAAGACUAUACAAAAAAACAAAGGGAAGAGAAUCAAGGAAACAAUGAAGGAUCAAUGAAAAAUGAGAACUUAGAAAACAAAGAAGAUAAGAAAGAAUCAAAGGACGAUCAACCAAUAGAGACAAAGACAAAUAAUGAAACAUCUAAGGAAGAAAAAGAUGAACAUAGGCAAGGAGGUCAUGAUAUUUCCAUGAAUGGUAAGAUAAUGGAGAAUAAAAGUGGAAAUGCAUAUUCUAACAAGGAGAAGGAAGUACAUGUUGGAGACUCAACUAAUGGCAACAAUAUAGAGAGUAAAGAUGACGCUAAGUUGGAGGCUGAGUUAAACAAAAAUAAUGGAGGUUCUAGGAAGGAGAAGGGAGAAGAGGGACAAGGGACAAACGAAGGUUCACUGAAUAAUAAGAACUUGGAGACCCAAGUAAGUCAAACUGAUUUAAAGGAUGAUAAGUCGGUUGCGGAUAAAGAAAAUUUGAGAAGUUCUAUGAAAGAAAAUCAAGAAGAAGCUCAAAGAAAUGAGAGAGAUAAGAAAGAAGCUAGCGAUGAUAAGUCAGCAGAAAUUAAGGGAAAGAAUAAGGAGUCUAGUAAAAAUAAGUCAAUAAAGACUAAUGAAAAUAAGAAAAAUAAUAGAGAAGAUUUUGUUCACGGAAAAAAAAAAGAGUCCAAGACGUUAGAAACUGGAGAAAAGAAAGAAUUUAAAGACGUAAAAUUAGUAAAAGCUAAGGAAACUAAAGAAAUUUCCAUGAAAGAAAACCGAGAAAAGAGUCAAGGAAGUAGUAGUGGCGGCCUUAGUAAAGAAGAUAACAAAGAAGAAAAGAAAGAGUCAAAGAACUAUCAAACAGGCAAAAAAAAGGCAAAUAAAGAAAAACAAGAAAGUGCUCAAGAAAAUACUAGAGUGCAUACAAAGAUAGAUAAUGAAAAAGAUAGUAAAAAUUUAAAGGAUGAUAAAUCAGUGGAGACAAAAGCAAAUAAAGAAAAUUUCGUGAAGAAAAAGCAAGAGCAAGCUCAAAGAAAUGACAUAGGUUCAACAAAAGUAAAGGAUUUCAGUUCUGAAGAUGCAAGGUUAAAAAAGAAUACAAAAGAAGAUAAAGGUUCUAGUAAUGACAUAGAUAUAGAUGUUAAAAAUAGAAGCGGAGAGUCAACAAAACACAAGAAAGAAAAAAAGAAAGACAUAAAGAAAGAAGAGAAAAAAGAUACAACAACUGAUGUAAAGUCAAAGGAUAAAAGAAAAGAUAAUCAUGAGCAUGAAAAGUCUAGAAAGAGUAUUUUGAAGAAACAAAAAGAAGAUAAAAAGGAAAAGAAAGAGUCUGGAGAUAAUAUAUUAAAGAAUAAAGAGAAGAAAGGAUAUGAAGAUAAUAAAUUGAAGAUAAAAGACGAAAGUAAAACAGAGAAUACUAAUUCGAAAGAUUACAAGAAAAAAGAGGAAAAUAAAAAAGAGAAGCAAGAUUUUGAAAGCAAUAUAUUGAAGAAACAAAACGAAGAUAUUAAAGAGAAGGGAGAGUUUGGUGAUGUUAAAUCAAAGAAUAAAGAGAAGAAAGAAUGGGACAAAAAAGAGAAGAAGGAACACAUGAACAAUAGAUCAAAGAUAAAAGAGGAGAAUAAACAGAAGAAAACAAAUUCAAAAGAUUACAAGUCAAAGAGAAAAGAAGAAGAUAAAGGAAAAACUAAAGAAACUAACAGAGAUUUAGUAAAUGGUACGAGUAUAGAGGUUAGAGGAGAAAACAAAGAGUCCAGAGAUGGUAAAAGAAUUGAAUCUUAUCAAAGUAAAAACAAUUCCAUAGAAGAAGUUUCCAAUGAUGGUAAGAAAGUUGAAAUCAAAGGAGGUAAAGAAAGUUCUUUAAAAGAAGGCUCCAAAGACAGCAUUAGAGGUAAGGAAGAAAAUUCCAAAGCUGAUAAGAAGAAUGAACAUAACAAAGCUAAAAGAGAUUUUAAUGAAAGAGGUUCUAAAGAUGGUAAUACAACUGAAAUCAAUGAAGGUAAAGAAGAUUCCAUGAAUAAAGAUUCUAAAAAUGGAAUGUUAGUUGAGACAAGUGGAGGCAAAAAUCACAGAGAAGAAGGUUCUGUAGAUGAUAAGACAACGAACAUCAAUGGAAACAAAAAAGAUUUGAAAGAUGGUAACAUAGUUGAAAUAAGUAUAGGUACAAAUUCCACAUACGAAAGUUCUAAAGGUGGUAGUACAGUGAAAACCAAUGGAGGUAAAGAUGUUUCAAUGGAAAAAACUUUUAAAGCUAAUCAUAUAGAUGAUAAAGGUCAAGAAGACUAUAAGACAAAUGAAACUAAUGGAGGUAAAGAAGUAAAUAUGGAAGAAGGUUCUAAAGAUGAUAAAAAAGUUAAAGCAAAUGGAGGUAAAGAAGAUUCAAUGGAGGAAAAAUCUAAAGAUAGAGGUACAAAUUCGAUGAAAAAUACAUCUGAAGAUAGUAAUAUAGUUGAUACCAGUGGAGAUAAAAAAGAUUUCAUAAAAGAAAAUUCUGAAGACGCUAAGAGAGCUGAAACCAAUGGAGGUAAAAAUGUUUCAGUAGAAGAAAAUUCUAAAGAUGGUAAUAUAAAUGAAGUGCAUAAAGGUCAAGAAGACUCUACAAAUAAAGGUUUCAAAGAAGGUAAGUCAGAUGAAAUUAAUGGAGGUAAAGAAGUAACUAUGGAAGAAGGUUCUAAUGAUGAUAAAACAACUGGAAUAAUUGGAGGUAAAGACAAUUCAAUGGAGGAAAAAUCUAAGGAUAGUGCGACAGAAAAUUUAAAUGGAGCUACAAAUUUGACGGCAGAUGGUAAGAUAGUUGAAGCCAAUGGAGUGAGAGAAGAUUCUAAAAAUGGAAGAAAAUUCCAAAGCUGNUUCUUUCAGAAACUUAAAGAUUACAUGAAAUACUUGUGUCCAGUCUCUUCAACAUUAAAAGCAAAAGACUCAAGCUCUUACAUGUCUGAAAUGGUAAAUAUGGCCACAAAACUCUCAGAUGCUAUGGCUGUCUUGCAAGCCAAGAAAAGUGGGUCAGGACAGAUGAAAACAACACUACAAGGAUAUCAAGAAGAAGUGAUGAAGACUCUAAACAUCUUACAAUCAGUUAUGACCAAAGCCAUAUCUGAAAAACAAACUACGAGCGGUGGUUUGUUCACGCUCACACUAUCACAACAAGAAGCAAUCAAGGAGAUAUUGUUGAAAUGGGAACAAGUUAUGUCUCAAUUUGUGAAAGUUGCAACAGAAAGUGAGAAACAAUUUUCAAUCGAGAUUUCAACCGGAAAUGGCUAUCACAUGAAGAAGAGUUCUAACUCUAGUUCGAGCUCAAGUUCGAUUUCGAGUUCAACUUCAAGUUCAAAUUUGGACUUCCAGGUCAACGGUGAAACUUUAAAGGGACUGGAUAUGGAUGGUUAGAUAGUACAUAUAUAAAUAAUAAACUCUAAAAUAAUAUUAUUUAUGAUUAAUUAAAAAAUAUUUUUAACUGUAAAUUAAAUCCAAAACGUUUUGAGGUUUAGACUUUUAUAAAAGAAUGUAAAUGUGGAUGCAAAUCAUACAUUUU